Scheffersomyces amazonensis is the source of this 2507-nucleotide messenger RNA. RefSeq lists its product as uncharacterized. The transcript has a single exon. Lineage: Eukaryota; Fungi; Ascomycota; Pichiomycetes; Serinales; Debaryomycetaceae. The record is from RefSeq and is a predicted model, not a curated record. The coding region runs from base 228 to 2507 and encodes 759 amino acids.
GCUCCUGCAUACAGGCCCAUGAUUUUAACAACAAUCAAAUACUAUGGCGAGAAAAAGUGACUCGAAGAUCACUAAAGCACACAAGGCCCUAUUGACGACUGAUCCUGUUAUUCAAAAGCAAAAGCUGAUAAGCAAGAGUUUUAAAAUAAUUGAAUACUAAAAAGUAUUAACCACUUGUUAUAUAAAAUCCUUGUAAAAAUUAACUAACCAACCCAACACUAACCACAAUGUCAGGAGGUUUCAAGAUUCACUUGUUCCUUAUAAGUGGGAUAGUGGCAUACCUCGCGUAUACAUUGACAUAUAUUUGUCCAAUUAAUGAUAUUAAUUCAUCAUUUAGUUCAACCAAUCAGUUAUCUCCAAUACUUCAUCAUACUUGUCAACUUAGUCAUCAAUAUUUAAAGCCAAUUUAUCAUACAACCAUUUUACCAAAAUAUCAACAAUAUAUUGAACCAUCAUUAAUUCAAUUGGAUGAUUCUUAUCAUAUCCUUGAUAAUUUACAUGAAUUCCAAUCAUCAGUACUUGAUUUGACUGAAAAAUGGGAAUUAAAUGAAAAAUCUCAAUUAGUCAUUGAUAAGACUCAAUCAGUAAUAAGUUCUAUUGAUACUUAUGUUUCAACAACUUUAUACCCUCAAUUUACAGAUAAAGUUAAUUUAGUUUAUAGUAAAGUUGAUCUUUAUAUUCGAUUAUUAAGUAAUCAAGUAUAUAUUUAUUCAACUUUGGCUUAUGAUGAACUUGCCAAAUUAGGUAUUUGGGAAUACUUUACAGAAUUAUUGGAACAGUUAAUUUCAAUUAAAUAUGUUAAUGAUUUUGUUCAAAUUUAUAAGAAUUUUAUUCAAACUGUUAAAGAUACAAAGACUUCUUUUAAAUUUCAUGAAAAGACUGAAUUUAUUAAGCAAGAGUUUAAAAACUUGGUCAAAUUUAAUGAAACUUCAACUAAUUUCAAACAAUCAAAAAAAAAUAUUGUUGAACUAGUAAAGGAUAUUUUAAAUAAAGUCUCCAAGGAUAAGAAAGUUUCCACUAGUGAAGAAGAAAAACAACAAGAAAAAGAGAGUGAAGUGCCAUCUGAAGUCUAUGAUGAGGAUGAUGAUGAUGUUUAUGAUGAUGAUGAUGAAGAAGAAGAAGAAACAAUCACCAUUCAAUUCACUUCUACUGUAACUGUUGUCACUGAGGCUACCGAAGAAGCAGAACCUCCUGUUAACCCUAAAGUUGAAAAGAUUCAUCAAGAAUUAUCUCGUUGGGAAACUAAAGUCAAUAAGACUCUUCAAUUAGCCUCCAAUAAUCUUGAAAUUGAAAUGAAACCUAUCAUUAAUUCAACUCUUGAAACUAUUAAACCGCUUGUUACUAAUAUCUUUACUAAAUUACAUAAAGAAAGUCAUUAUAAGUAUCAAGAGUUACAUAAGAAGAUUGGAGAAAUCAAUAAAGAUUUUGAAAAUAUAAAGGCUACUAGCGAUACAAGUAUUGAAACAAUAAGUCGUCAAGAAAUUAGAGAUGAUAUUUCUGCUACUAAUGAUUUAUAUGUUAAAGCAAUCCAAGAAAUUAAACAGAUUUUAAUUGAUAAUCAUGAAAGAGUCAUUAUUGAAUAUUUCAAGGUUAUUCAAGAUACUAUUGAUAUUUUAGAAUCCUUUUCAGAAUCAACUUUUAAAGAAUUUUCAAAGACUUUGUCUAACUUAAUUGAAGAAUUAGAUGAAGAAUCUAAUGAUGCUGAACAUGAAAAUAAUGUCUCAUGGAAAUUUUGGAAGAGAUUUCAUAAAGUUAAAGAAGAAAUAUUUGAAUUCCGUGAUUUCAUUUAUGAUAAUGCUGAACAAUUCAAUUAUAAUGAUGGAAAUGUAACCACCACAUUUGAAGAUGUUAUUGGAUUACAUGAUUGGAAUGAUUAUUUAACUAAUAUUGAAUUCCAUAUAAAUUAUGUUAAUCGUGAUAAUGAUGAUUAUCUUAGAUUAGUUAGAGCUCAAGCAAAUGUCGCAUUCCAAUUACGUGAAGGAUUGGUUAGACAAUUAAUUGAAGAGGCAGAAAAAAGUGAACAACCUGUUCAACGCAUUGAGGAGUCUCAUGAAAAUGCAAAUGAUCAUCAAGAAUCUCAAAUUGAACCUGAGGUUGAAUCACAAGAUAUUCAUGAGGAAGUCCCAGAGGCUAAAACUGAAGUUGUGGCUGAAAAUGUUGAAGAACCUGAACCAGUCGAAGAGCCAGUCGAAGAACCAGUCGAAGAGCCAGUCGAAGAACCAGUCGAAGAGCCAGUUGAAGAACCAGUUGAAGAACUAGUCGAAGAACCAGUCGAAGAACCAGCCGAAUCAGUAGAGUCAGUUGAAAAGCCAGCUGAACCAAUAGAGGAAGCAGUACCGGUAGCUGAACAUCAAGAACCAGUGGAACAAACAGUGGAAGAACCAGUGGAAGAAGCAAAACCAGAAGUUGAAUAUAAAGAACCAGUGGAUCCAAUCAACGAACAAGUCGCUGAAGAGCCUAAAGAUUCAAUUCCCAAAGAACCUAAAGAUGAAGUUCAUGAACAUUGA